This is a messenger RNA of Spinacia oleracea (spinach), 1501 nucleotides long. RefSeq names its product protein DOWNY MILDEW RESISTANCE 6. The transcript has 4 exons. The record is from RefSeq and is a predicted model, not a curated record. NCBI's taxonomy places the organism in Eukaryota, Viridiplantae, Streptophyta, Magnoliopsida, Caryophyllales, Amaranthaceae. Bases 123 to 1142 code for a protein of 339 amino acids.
UAGCAAACCCAACAUAUGCUUUCUUCCUCGAAAUUGCUUUUGAGGCCCCACACUUCACUUUUCCUCCUUUCACUUUUCUCCUUACAAUUUUACCUUUAUGAAUUAAGCUUUGUACAUAAAACAUGGCAAACAAGAUAUUAUCCACCGGAAUUCCUUACAAAACCCUCCCCGAAAGCUACAUCCGACCCGAAAAUGAGAGGCCCAACUUAUCUCAAGUCUCCGAUUGCGAGAAUGUCCCUGUUAUUGACUUGGGUGCCAAAGACCGUACUCAAACAAUCCACCAAGUCUUCAAUGCUUGUAAAAAUUACGGGUUUUUCCAGGUGAUUAAUCAUGGGGUGUCAAAGGAAUUAGCGGAGAAGAUGCAAAAGGUAGCUCGAGAGUUCUUCGAUAUGUCGGUUGAGGAAAAAAUGAAAUUAUAUAGUGACGAUCCAACUAAAACACUAAGAUUGUCUACAAGUUUUAACGUUAACAAAGAGGAAGUUCAUAAUUGGAGAGAUUAUCUUAGGCUCCAUUGUUGGCCUCUUGAGCAAUAUGUCCCCGAAUGGCCUUCUAACCCCCCUUCCUUCAAGGAAAUAGUGAGCAAGUACAUAAAAGAAGUUAGGGAACUUGGUUUCAGAGUCCAAGAACUAAUAUCAGAGAGUUUAGGGUUGGAGAAAGAUUACAUAAAGAAUGUCCUAGGAGAUCAAGGACAACACAUGGCUCUUAAUUAUUACCCUGAGUGCCCGGAGCCAGAGAUGACAUACGGGUUGCCGGGUCAUACUGACCCUAAUGCCCUUACCAUCCUUCUCCAAGACUUGCAAGUAUCUGGCCUUCAAAUUUUUAAGGAUGGUAAAUGGCUUGCUGUCAAACCUCAACCUGAUGCUUUUGUCAUUAACAUUGGUGAUCAAUUGCAGGCAUUAAGUAACGGUAUAUACAAGAGUGUAUGGCACAGAGCAGUUGUGAACACAGAUAAGCCAAGAUUAUCAGUAGCUUCAUUCCUCUGCCCCGCCAAUGAUGCGUUGAUAAGCGCGCCAACACCUCUGACCGCCAACGGAUCACCGGCUGUAUAUAGAGACUAUACGUAUCCUGAGUACUACAAGACUUUCUGGAGUAGGAACUUGGACCAAGAGCACUGCUUGGAGCUUUUUAAAAACCAAACCUAGCUAAUAUAUAAUCAUGUUUUUAAAAACCAGUUUGUACUUUUGUAGGCAGCAAUAAGUAUAUUCCACUGUUUGGUGGAGUAUAUUACAUGUAUUAUCCAGUUUUUUUUUUUUUUUUUUUGUUUUGUUUUUUUUUUUUUCCCGGUAGGUAAGAAGAAGGCCUUACCAGGCUGGAACCUCGUACGGGUCAACCUGGCCCAGGUUAGCAGGGGCCUAUUUGAGAGUGUGGUUUCGUCAUGUAUCUUGUUGUUAGUAAACUACUAUCGCUUUGUAAUGUUUAAGUGAUGAAAAUUGUAAUAGUAUGUGUAUGACGCUUGUAGAUAAAUAGUCUACCUUUGAAUAAAAUUUGUGUUAGUUAUUCA